This is a messenger RNA of Phymastichus coffea, 642 nucleotides long. RefSeq lists its product as uncharacterized. Gene Ontology annotation, biological process: chitin catabolic process; cell wall macromolecule catabolic process. Lineage: Eukaryota; Metazoa; Arthropoda; Insecta; Hymenoptera; Eulophidae. The record is from RefSeq and is a predicted model, not a curated record. The transcript has 2 exons. Gene Ontology annotation, molecular function: chitinase activity. Bases 1 to 642 code for a protein of 213 amino acids.
AUGUUGAUUUUAAUUCUACUUAUUGCACUUGCACUGGUUUCCAGUAGCAAUACAGCACUUACAAGAAAUGAAUUCAACAAUGCUAUUACUUCAAACGGUUAUCCAAAACCAAGAGACAACAGCAUCUACAUUUACCUCUCAAAAUCUACAAACAAAUACUCUCGCGGUGAAUUAGCAAUGCUCCUGGCACAACUGAUUCACGAGAGCGGUGGGUUUCAGUAUAGAGAGGAAAUAGCCUGCAAAGAUACCAAAUGUCCCGGACAAUACGUCGACAAAGUCGGUUUACCGGGCAAAUUCUACUACGGUCGAGGCUUCAUUCAAUUGUCUUGGGGAGUCAACUAUAAGGCUGCCUCGCAAGCCCUCGGUCUCGGCUACAAACUGCUCCAAAAUCCUGACCUGGUCGCGAGCAACACCAAAUAUUCUGUUGACGUUAGCACGUGGUUCUGGCAAAAGAAUGUGAGACCCGCUCUAAAAGGCGCUAACAAGAACAAAUUUGGAGUAACCACUAAAGCUAUUAAUGGAGCUAUCGAGUGUUCCAGUGGUCUGAAUAAGAAUGCCGCUCGCAGAUAUCAGAUUUACCUUAAGGUUGCCGAUGUCCUUAAGAUUAAGAACAAAGCUAAGGAAAAUGGAUGCUACAAUUGA